Molecule: messenger RNA, 2581 nt
Organism: Chaetomium fimeti
Lineage: Eukaryota; Fungi; Ascomycota; Sordariomycetes; Sordariales; Chaetomiaceae
Product: actin-like ATPase domain-containing protein
Exons: 4
Coding region: 181-2436 (751 amino acids)
Molecular function (GO): ATP binding; ATP-dependent protein folding chaperone
Source: RefSeq, a predicted model, not a curated record
UACCCCAGCACCCAGUCGGCAGGACAGCUAAUUUUCCCCUCCCUUCCCGAUCCAGCUGUUCCAGUUCUUUCUUGGGCUGCCCAGCCUGCCGCCGCCCACAGCCUCCCCUCGGUCUUACCCCCCCUUCCUGACCCGACCGCUCUCCCUUUAAUACCCCGAUUUUCACCUGGCCUUUCCCUUAUGAGUUCUUUGAACUCUCGCCUGAAAGGCUUUGGUUUCAAACGGAAAUCGAGCGCCGCGAGCCAGCCCCAGGGGACUGCCAGUCCCAACCCCAGUCUUCUGCAGAGCCCGACCCCGCCCCCGGGUCCUCCUCAAAUACCGCCCUUGUUCCCCUCGCGCCCGGGUCUCGUCCCGUCGAGUGCAUCCGACCCGUCUCUGACGAGCCUCCAAAUGAAUCAUCCAGGUGCUGGUCCGCGACCGCCUAGCUACUCAGCAAACUACCCGCCUGGCCCUCCUGGCCCCAUCGGCCGCACCAGCCCGCUCGCAAACCAAGGUCCAACCCGUACCCCACCGUCGCAAAUGAUUGGAGGUCCUCCCCCCAUCAACACCGGGGCCCCUCCGGUCGCCGGGUAUCCACCCCCCGUCAUGGGAGGCGGCCCUCCGCCGGUCCCUGGCGGUCCUCCGGGAUAUGCUGGCCCUACUGGCUACCCGCCGCCGGCGCCGCCGCAACAACCCCUCGCUCCUUACGGCCGCAAUACCGCCGCCGAGGUUGAGGGUAACAGCCGGAGCAAGGCCCAGUUGAUUGUCGGCAUUGAUUUUGGUACCACCUUCUCCGGCGUUGCCUUUGCCUUCGCGACAAACAACGAAGCCAAGGAAGACAUUAUUACCGAGUGGCCCGGUGCCGGCUCAUACACAAAGCAAAAGAUCCCGACCGUGCUCUACUAUGACCAAUACCAGAAAGUCGUUGGCUGGGGCCCCGAUAUUGCCGAUGCCCUCGCCCCGACUGGCUACCCCAAGCCGGGUGUGCAAAAGGUGGAAUGGUUCAAGCUCCAGUUGAUGCUGUCGGGCAACACUUACAUCGAUCCCAUCAACCUCCCACCCCUCCCGCCCGGCAAGUCGGAGAUUGACGUGGCGGCCGACUACCUCUUCAAGCUGCGCCAGGCGAUGCGGGCGGCUCUCCAGAAGACGCUAGGCGAGGUUUUCAACCGAGAGGAGAGGAAUAUCCGAUACUACCUGACUGUGCCGGCCAUUUGGAACGAUGCUGGCAAGGCCGCCACCAGAGCCGCUGCCAUCCAAGCCGGUUUCCUCCGCGACGAGAACGACAACCGCCUGACGCUAGUCAGCGAGCCCGAAGCCGCCGCCCUUUUCUGUUCCAAGACCGGUCUCCUGAACCUGAAGGUGCACGAUGCCGUGCUCAUCGUUGAUUGCGGUGGUGGUACAGUCGAUUUGAUCGCAUACGAAGUCGAGGACGAGAACCCUUUCACCGUCGCCGAAUGCACAGCUGGUUCCGGUGACUCGUGCGGUUCGACUGCUCUGAACCGGAACUUCAGCAACAUCCUGCGGACCAAGAUCCGGAAGAUGAAGUUGCCCGACGGCUCCAAGACGGCCGGUCGUGUGUAUGCCAAGUGCAUCAUGGACUUCGAGAACCGGAUCAAGGCCGACUUCCGGAAUAACGGUCAGAAGUGGGCUGUGGAUGUUGGUAUCGAGGCCGAGUUCCCCGAGGCCGGGAUUGAAGAAGGAUACAUGACCUUCACGAACGAGGAGAUCCUGCAGUGCUUCGAGCCCGUCGUCAACCGUAUCCUGGAGCUCGUCCGGAACCAGAUCAUCGCGAUCCAGGCACAGAACCGGACCCUCCAAAACAUCCUCGUCGUCGGCGGUUUCGGCGCAUCAGAAUACCUCUUCCAGCAAAUUAAGCUUCACGUCCCGCCGCAGUUCCAGUCCAAGGUCGUACGUCCUAUGGACUCGGUCGCUGCCAUUGUCAAGGGUGCCGUCACUGCCGGCAUUACCGAGAGAGUCAUCACGCACCGUGUCGCUCGUCGCCACUACCUCAUGGCCACGCUGCAACCCUUCAAGGAGGGCUACCACCCCGAGGCGUACCGCGUUCCCUCGCUCGACGGCAAGGACCGGUGCAAGUUCACUCGCCAGAUUUUCGUCCAGAAGGGGCAAAAGGUCAAGAUCGGUGAACCGGUCAAGGUCUCCUUUUUCCGGCAGGUCGCCCCCGGUGCCACCCUCAUGUACGAGGAUAUUCUGUACGCUUGCGACGACGACGUUUGCCCAGAGUACACCAAGGAUCCGAGAAUCAAGGAAGUUGUCACGCUCACAUCAGACCUCUCGCGCAAGAACCUCGAGAAGGACUUUGAGCGGAUGGACACGCCCCAAGGCACGUUCUACCGUGUAUACUUCGAUAUUUAUCUCACGCUGGAUGGUUCCGAGUUCAGCGCCGAGCUCGUCUGCCAGGGCGAGGUUAUGGGCCGGUGCAGGGCGCGGUUCAGGUAAACAUGCAGGCGGGCGCGUCGGACGGGAGUUACUGCUUUUUAUUUCGCACCGCAUCGGAUCUCCACAGUGAUACCUCUUGAAGUAAAAUGGGCGUGUUUCGCAUAGCAGGAAAUGUGCGGCUCAUACAUAUAGCGCCAUGCCGAGU